CCUUCCAGAGGGGCGGGCGCUCGCUGGAUGACUUCCGGCGGGGCGGGCGAAGUCGCGGCGAUUCUGCUUUGGCGGCGGCGGCGGCGUAAUGACCACGCUCCGGGCCUUCACCUGCGACGACCUGUUCCGCUUCAACAACAUUAACUUGGAUCCACUUACAGAAACUUAUGGGAUUCCUUUUUAUUUACAGUAUCUUGCCCAUUGGCCAGAGUAUUUCAUUGUUGCAGAGGCGCCUGGUGGAGAGUUAAUGGGCUAUAUUAUGGGUAAAGCAGAAGGCUCAGUUGCUAGGGAAGAAUGGCAUGGGCAUGUCACAGCUCUGUCUGUUGCCCCAGAAUUUCGACGCCUUGGUUUGGCUGCUAAACUUAUGGAGUUAUUAGAGGAAAUCUCAGAAAGAAAAGGUGGAUUUUUUGUUGAUCUCUUUGUAAGAGUAUCUAACCAGGUUGCAGUCAACAUGUACAAGCAGCUGGGCUACAGUGUAUACAGGACGGUCAUAGAGUACUAUUCAGCCAGCAACGGGGAGCCCGACGAGGAUGCUUAUGAUAUGAGGAAAGCACUUUCCAGGGACACUGAGAAGAAAUCCAUCAUACCAUUACCUCAUCCUGUGAGACCUGAAGACAUUGAAUAACCAUGGGCAGUGGUUCUUAGGUUGAUGCUCCAGAUAUUUUUGUUUUGUUUUGGUUUUUUUGUUUGUUUUCGGAGAACAAACAGAUAAUCCCAUUAUCCUGAUAUUCUCUGAGUGAAGAAAAUCACUUUCAAUUUACGAUUGACCUGAAAUCCUAGUGCCAGGCCUGCAGGCAGGAGGAGGAACGGUCAUCAAGUCCAGAUAUUUUAUGGACAAUAUUAUUUUUAUUGGAUGGCAUUAGAGUUCUGUUAGAGAAAAGUGCUUAUUUAGAUCUUAAAGACUAAAAGAAAAUGUUUUAAAUUUUACUGUUUCCAGGUAGCAACAUCAUACCUACUGAAGCGGUCCACUGUAAUAAAAUUCCAUCAGAAAGGCAGCUAAGUCAGAUGGAAACAUUCUAUCAGAGUUCAUAAUAUUCACUAUAUGCUGGGGGAAAAAAGCUCCAAUCUCCUCAUAAAUUCUAUGCCUGAGAACCACUGCUGCAUAUAUAUAUAUAUAUUUUUUAUUUUGUAUUGAACUAUUGAUUGAAGCUUUAAAACCAUAUAUGAAAUGUUAAAUCUAAGAUGUAUAAUAAAGUGCACUGUUGACUCUA
This is a messenger RNA of Myotis myotis, 1211 nucleotides long. RefSeq names its product N-alpha-acetyltransferase 20, NatB catalytic subunit (gene NAA20). Gene Ontology annotation, biological process: N-terminal peptidyl-methionine acetylation. Gene Ontology annotation, molecular function: protein-N-terminal amino-acid acetyltransferase activity. Gene Ontology annotation, cellular component: NatB complex. The record is from RefSeq and is a predicted model, not a curated record. The transcript has 6 exons. The coding region runs from base 89 to 625 and encodes 178 amino acids. Lineage: Eukaryota; Metazoa; Chordata; Mammalia; Chiroptera; Vespertilionidae.